GUUAGUCAAGUUCAAAUUAAAAAAUAAGAAACUUUAUAAAGCAAUUAAUUGUCUGAUCGGUGCUGUUAUACGGGCAUUCCCAGAGAGCAAUUUGACAGGCGGAAAAGAAACUGUGUUGGUUCCAAACAAACAAUCAGCGAAAACAAUGGAACUCGCAGAAUGGAUAUGGAAAUAUUACACACAAGAAGGUCCUAAUACAGUGACGUGUAACCGUUGUCUUGAAAUUUUACCUAAUCAUAACAGACUGCAAAUCUUAAAAUACCACUUAUAUGAUAAACAUGGAAUAACAGAAUUAGAUGGGCAUCCAGAACGUGACAUCAUACAGGAAAAUUUUAAAAUAACAUGUCUAACAGCAACGUGUAAUCAUUGUAAAGGAAAAAGUAACCUUGCCAUUUAUGGUGUACAUAUUUUAAUAAUUCAUUUAAGAACUAUUCAUUCGGAUAAAUAUAAUUUAAACAAGAGAAGGUCAGGUAUAUGGGCAAAGUACGAUAUAACAGACAACAAGGCAAUAUGCAAACAAUGCAAAAGAAUAAUAAAAAUAAAUAGUAAAAAACCUCAAAGAAAUUUAUAUCUUCACCUACAUCGUUGUCGGUUCAAGAAGAUAAAAAUAUCACACAUAUGGGACAAGUUUAACGUAAAAGAAAGCAAGGUUACGUGCAAAGAAUGUAAAGGAACAAUAAAAGUAAAUAGUAAAAUACCUACGAAAAAUUUAAAUGUUCAUCUACGUCAUUGUCGGCUAAAGAUGAGACGAAAAAUAUCACACCUAUGGGACAAGUUCAAUGUGAUAGAAAACAAGGCUACAUGCAAAGAAUGUAAAAGAACAAUAUUAAUAAAUCGUGAAUAUAUGAGAGUAGAAUUAACACAACAUUUAAUACUUUAUUGUCAUUACUUUAAUAAUUACUACCUGGACAAAUGUAAGUUAAAAGAGAUGCAAAGGAGAUUACGCAUAUGGGACAAGUACGAGGUAACUAACACCAAAGCAACAUGCAGGAAAUGUAAAGAAGCAAUAACAAUAAACCGUGACACUCCUGCAACAAAUUUAAGCGAACACUUACUUCAAUGUCGCUACUCAAAUAUUGACGACCUAAGUAUAGGCUCAUUAACGAACUUUCGAAAACCACACGCUUGGGAAAAGUUUGUUUAUUAUGGAGACAGAGCGAUAUGCAAGCGAUGUUAUAAAAACCUGGAACUAAGUGGUACACGACCAAUAGCACGUUUACGGAGUCACUUAAAAUAUUGUCGCCGCUUAAGUCUUGGUGAACUGAAUAAAGAUGCGUUAAAGAAGUUAUGUAAAAGAUCAGAAAUAUGGAAGAAGUUUGAUGUAGAUGGAAACAAGGCGAUAUGCCAGAAAUGUAAAAAGGCACUGUCAAUAAGUGGUAGAAAACCAUUAGAAAAUUUACGGGCUCACGUAACAUCUUGUCGCGGUUUCAAUAUUAAUGAUUUAAGUAAAGAUGAGUUGAAAGAAUUACGAAAACAAUCACAGGUAUCGAAGCAGUUUGAUGAAGUUGGAAACAGAGCGACAUGCAAGUGUAAUAAAAUUCUGUCACUAAAUGGUAUGCAGCCAUCAGCAAAUUUCCGGAAUCACUUAACAUGGUGUCGUGGACUGAAUAAAGAUGAGCUAAAGAAGUUACGAAGAAACUCAGUAAUAUGGCAGAAGUUUGAUGUAGAGGAAAACAAGGCGAUAUGCAAGGAUCCGCCACCAAAAACAGGACAAAUUUAAAUUUGAAUUUCCCGCCCCACGGGACGUUUCUUUUGUAAUUUCGUUUUGACGAAUAAAAUUUUGUUGCAACAAA
Messenger RNA from Vollenhovia emeryi, 1793 nucleotides. RefSeq lists its product as uncharacterized. The record is from RefSeq and is a predicted model, not a curated record. The transcript has 9 exons. Lineage: Eukaryota; Metazoa; Arthropoda; Insecta; Hymenoptera; Formicidae. The coding region runs from base 146 to 1720 and encodes 524 amino acids. Gene Ontology annotation, molecular function: DNA binding.